AAAUGGAGCGGACAAGGAGGGGGGCCCAUUUAGUGGGCUAAAAUCAGUCACACCUUGACUUUCUUCUAAAUAACGCACAUUUCAUUCAUAAUUUUAAAGCACAGGCCUAUUUUUCCACGUUUUUUUCUGCAUUGUGUGUGAAAUGGCUAAUAAAAAAAGUUAAUCCAAAACGAUUAUGUGGAGGUGAAGUGGUUUAGUCUUGAUUGUCGAGUGCCAGAUAAACAUGAAAGCGAUGGAGAGAAAAAGGUUUAAGCCGUCAGGUGCCCAAUAUAAGAAAAAAAUCAAAGUAGAAGCGGAGAAAGGAGCAAAAGAUAAAGGUAUGUAACUACGUUCUCUCUGUAUGAUUACGGUGACGUUAUCCAUCAUCAAUGAAGGGCUAAUGUUAAUGGGUGGUAACGUUAACUCUUAUGUUUGUUAGCCUUCUUGCUAUGAUGCUUAUACAACAAUAAUUCGGUUUUAACUCAACAAACACGAGAUCUAAUUUCACCAUAAGAUUGUGCUUUGCAACAAAACUGUUACAAGUAAAGUUAUUAUUUAUUUCCAUCAUUGGGGUUAAUGUUGGGCCCUGUAAUUAGCCAACGAAAUUAACAUAUGUCUGGAUGUGUUCAAAGGCAAACAUUUGCUAUAACUCUGUUGCGUGACAAAGAAUAUAAUUCGAGGCAGUAACCAAGGAGCUAAUUGUUCCUCCCUUAGAUUAGAUUAAUAAAGCGUCUAAUGAGUCAUGACAGACAUUUGGCAUGUAAGGGCAUGUUUAUUUAAAUUUGCAAUUCAUAAGAGUUAUACUGUAGCCUACUGUCUUUUGAUGUCAAUUUCAAUUGCAAAUUCAUGGGCACUUCUAAAGUAUUUUGGAGAAUCCUCUGUCACUGGUCAGCCAUCAAAAACCAUCAGCCUCCUUGAAUUUUAUCACUUUUAUGCAUGAUAAGGAUCUAUCAGAGAUCUACCCCAACUUUUGGACUGCUCUCAGGAUUACAAUUACUCUGCCAGUCACUGUGGCUCAAGCAGAGAGGAGCUUUUCAAAAGUUGAUCAAGUCAUACCUGAGGUCAACCAUGUCUCAAGAACAGCUCACUGGCCUUCCUAUCAUCAGUAUCAAUAACUCAAUAGGGGGCAGAUUUCGUAUGAUGACAUUAUUGAUGAUUUUGCAUUAAGGAAGGCCAGAAAGGUCAGGUUUUAGUUUGUGUUUUCUGUUCUUAGUGCAAUAGUGUAAUAAUUAGAUUUGCUUUUGUGUGAUGAAGGAUUUGUGCUAUUUAGAAUAUUUUUUCUAUAUUUUAUUUGUAUAUUAUUCUUAAUAUUUUAAUGUUGUUGUUCUCUGGUCGUGUUACAUCAUGAUACAUAUGUACAUCAUGUACAUAUGUUGCAACAUUUAUGUACAUAGAGUAUAUUUAAGUUCUGAUAACUUAUACUGAUUUGUGCAGAAUUGUGUUUUUAAAAUGUUCUGUUGAAGGAUUUGUGCAAUUGAGAAAUAUAAGGUUCGUCUUACACUUAUAUAGUUAUGGUAAAACAUGGCUUUUUUUCUCUCGGAUGGGUGGGAGUAGAUGGGGGGGCACCCAGAGCGGAUCUCGCCCGGGGAGUGAUUCAAUGUAGAACCGCCACUGGAUGUUGCGAAGUUAACACGUGAAGCCCGUAUCGAGCAAUCAUAUAUGAAACUAAGUCUUCAAGUGCAUUCUAUAAAAAACUGGUCCAGCAGCGCCACAGCGACAAAACAGCGGCGCUACAGGUGGGAGGAGCUACGUCACAUCAUUUACACAGUCUCCGUCUGAAUAUUAGACUGUUGUUUCUACUGUACUCGAGCAACAUGAGCGGAAGAGUCGGAGAUUUGAGUGUGAAGCAGGCAGAUAUUUUGGCACAGUUUCGGGAGAAGGUUCAGGACAUUCUGCCUAAGUGCCCGUCUCAGACUGACCACUUUCUGCUCCGAUGGCUCCGAGCCAGGAAUUUUCAUCUACAGAAAGCCGAGGCUAUGCUGCGCAAGCAUUUGGAGUUUCGGAAACAUACGAAGGUCGACACCAUCACUACAGAGUGGCAAGUGCCAGAGGUAAUAGAGAAGUAUCUCUCAGGGGGCAUGUGCGGCCACGAUCGUGAUGGGAACCCGGUAUGGUAUGAUAUCAUCGGCCCUAUGGACCCUAAAGGUCUGAUGCAUUCGGCAACCAAACAGGACUUCAUCAAGUCUAAAAUCAGAGACUGCGAGAUGCUGCAGAAGGAGUGCGACUUACAGAGCGAGCGGUUGGGCAGGCAUGUUGAGUCUAUAACUAUGGUCUAUGACCUUGAAGGUUUGGGAAUGAGGCACUUAUAUAAACCUGCUAUAGAGACUUAUGGAGAGAUUCUCACUAUGUUUGAGGAUAACUAUCCAGAGGGACUCAAGAGGUUAUUUGUUAUUAAAGCACCCAAGCUGUUUCCUGUGGCUUAUAAUCUGGUGAAGCAUUUUUUGAGUGAGGACACUCGUCGUAAAGUCAUCGUCCUGGGAUCAAACUGGCAGGAGGUGCUGCAGAAGUACAUCGCCCCUGAGGAGCUUCCAGCAUACUAUGGAGGCAAACUGACCGACCCUGAUGGUGACCCCAGAUGUCAAACCAUGAUUACAUUUGCCGCUGAAAUACCGAGGUCUUACUAUGUUCGAGAUGCCAUUAAAACAGACUACGAUCACAGUGUGACGAUCGGCCGUGGCUCGUCUCACCAAACGGAAUAUGAGAUACUUGCGCCAAACUGUGCGCUGAGGUGGCAGUUUGCCUGUGAUGGUGCUGAUAUAGGUUUUGGUGUCUAUUUGAAGAAGAAAAUAGGAGAGUGGGUGAAGGCUGGACAGAUGAAGGAGAUUGUGCCAAGUCAGCGCUACAAUGCACAUCUGGUACCCGAGGAUGGAUCACUCACCUGUCCAGAACCAGGAGUGUAUGUUCUGCGGUUUGACAACACUUACAGUAUUUUCCAGUCCAAAACGGUCAGCUUCUCAGUGGAGGUCCUCUUACCUACUAAUGUCAACCAACCAGAGUCUUAGAAAUGCAAUGAAAACAUCAACAAGCAGCAGUAGAUAACUGAGAUUGUCAAACUACAUGAUUGUUACUCUGUUGAGUAACAAGCUAUUAAACGCUUUUACAGUAUAUACUGCAUACUCCACCAUAUACUUCACUGAUUAUCGUGUAAUGAUAGGCUGUAUUUUCCAACUAAAUACCUGUGUGAUUUUUAUACCUUACAUUUUAAUUUCUACUUCCCCUCUUACAUUAAUGAAGUGUUUAUUGUUUAACUCCGCUAACUGGAGCGACUGUAUUAAGACUCUAUCAUUACAAUCAAAUAUUUUAGUGUAUACAGUAUUAUUCAAGCUUGCUUGUCACAAAUACUUUUUGAUUGCUUAAACUAAAGUUUUAGUUUCAUUUCAAAAACUAAUUCCUUAAAUGAGACACUCCAAUAAGCCUACACCCCUCUCAAACCUUGGUCUGAGAUUACAUUUUUAUUAACUUUAGUUUGUUAUGUUGACAAAAUACUUUACAAAAGAAUACUUGGAUGAUUUUUUUAAUCUCUAUGUUUUUGAAAGCUCAGUAUUGCUUUCCACAAUUGUAAAUAAUUUUGUAAUAUGUUGUGUAUUCAAGUCUUUUACCUCAGGUACUAUGUCUAUGUGGCCCGAUUUUGAUUUCACCAAUGCGAUCUGUUUUGUCAGCGUGAAUGUGUGUUUUUCUAUCUUUGAUUUUGUAACAUUAAUGUAAUUUAUGAGUAAUAUUGUAUUAGUUUUUAUUAAUUUACUAUUAGAAUAUGUAUUAAAGUGGCUGAAGCAUGAUCAGA
Triplophysa dalaica is the source of this 3760-nucleotide messenger RNA. RefSeq names its product SEC14-like lipid binding 8 (gene sec14l8). The coding region runs from base 1794 to 2981 and encodes 395 amino acids. The record is from RefSeq and is a predicted model, not a curated record. The transcript has 12 exons. NCBI's taxonomy places the organism in Eukaryota, Metazoa, Chordata, Actinopteri, Cypriniformes, Nemacheilidae. Gene Ontology annotation, cellular component: cytoplasm.